Prosopis cineraria is the source of this 1100-nucleotide messenger RNA. RefSeq lists its product as uncharacterized. The record is from RefSeq and is a predicted model, not a curated record. Bases 531 to 1064 code for a protein of 177 amino acids. The transcript has 5 exons. Lineage: Eukaryota; Viridiplantae; Streptophyta; Magnoliopsida; Fabales; Fabaceae.
AUUUCUUGGGAAAGUAACAGAAAAUAUUCGGGUUUAGUAAUUUCUCAGCAGGCACUCUGGCAGCGGCCGUGAUGACAGUCCGCGUUUCUUGUUUAUCGAUAUUUCUUGCCUAACUUUCAGCUGCAGAUUGCUUGUUUGCUUGAUUUCUUAUACUUUACACCUUUUUUUUUUCUUUCUCGGCAACCAAAAGAAUACUGUUAUUCGUUGUUGCUCCCCCCGCCCCUUUCUUUCUUUUGUUGAAUUCUUUGAGCGGUUCCCUACCCUUUCUGUAGCGAAUACACCGUAUCGAAUUCUCUCUUUGCCGUUCUUGAAAUCUUACGUCACAGAUCUCUCUAAUUUGACUUCGUUAAAUCACAAAUGCAGUUCUGUAGAUACGCUCCACCUUGGGUCUGUCGGAUUCUGGCGUGCAUGGGCAAGCAUCAAUCUGGUGCAAGGAUUUUGCAUUCUUUCCUUGGAUCCCUGGGAAGCUGCUAAUAAGAUAGAGCAGAGGCUGUAUUGGAUACUCCACAAUACCUCGAGCAAAUACAUUGAUGGAUGGUGCAUCUGAAGUUCAAACAGUGAAAGAAGACAAGAGAUCAGAAGAUUUAUCAAGCAGCUGCACCUUUGAAAUGGAUCAGAGUGCAGCUCAGUCAAUUGGCACACCAAACCUACCAUCUGUUCCUCAAACUAGUGCUGACCCUCAGAGUGAUCACAUUGAUUUUGUUAAUCGUGGUCUACUUCUUUGGAACCAGAUGAGGGAGCAAUGGAUUCAAAAGGGAAGAUCCGAGAGGCGGCCACAAGUUGGAGAACCCAGAAUAAGGACAUGGUUGACUUUCUUGUCGAUGUUUGGGAUCAGGAGGGUCUCUAUGACUGAACAGCCAAAAAAUAGCUCUCUUCAGCAAAAUUUGAAAGAGGAAAAUGAUUUGUUUGCCACAAGACCCCAGGGAGACAAAAAGAACAAGAUUUGUGUUACAAGAUGUGGCUAUUCCUCUGCCAAUUGUUAUUCUAAAAACAUACUUAUUAGAAUACGUAUCAAACACAAGUGCAAAAUGAAAGAAAACCACUCCGAAUCUGGCUUUAUAUAACUGGUCGGAAAUUUCAAUUCAGUGGGUUGGUCUAAA